Lecanosticta acicola is the source of this 2768-nucleotide messenger RNA. The record is from the annotation of a GenBank genome assembly. Lineage: Eukaryota; Fungi; Ascomycota; Dothideomycetes; Mycosphaerellales; Mycosphaerellaceae.
AUGUCUUCACAAGAUCAUGGCUUCGCAUCGUCAAUUGAGAAGGAUGGUAGUCGUUCCGAUGUCGACAACAAGAAGUCUGCGACAGCGAGUGUCCAGCCGAUUGAUAUCAAGUCGAAUGUGAAAACUCACCAAGUCAAGCUCGAAGAUCUCGACGAAGCUGCUAAGCUUGUCGCGGGCUUCCAGGGAGAAGUCACAGAAGAGCAGAGCCGGCGCAUUAGGCGGAAGAUCGAUUUGUCAGUUGCACAUCCCAUCAGUACUUGCUUUCCUCAGCUGACUUGUUGUACAGACACAUGCUGCCAUUAAUGAUGAUUCUAUACUUCAUCCAAUUCACCGACAAGACUACGCUAGGAUCAUCCUCAAUCUUGGGUAUCAAGACGGACAACCAUCUCUCGCAGUCGCAGUACAAUUGGCUUGGAACCAUCUUCUAUCUGGCGUAUCUUGUCUUCGAAUGGCCUCAAUCGCUAGGACUGCAGAAGUUCCCUCCUGGGAAGUGGAUGGCUUGCAAUAUCUUCGUCUGGGGUGUGGUUCUCUGCUCUCAUGCUGCAUGUCACAACUUCGCUGGUCUUUUCGUUUGCCGUCUGUUACUCGGCAUCUGCGAGGGUUCCAUUACUGCCGGGUUUCUCAUUGUCACAAGCAUGUUCUACACCCACGCAGAGGGUACUCGCCGAGUUGGAUACUGGUUCUUGAUGAAUGGUACCGCGCAGAUCUUCAGUGGCUUUGUGUCCUUUGGUGUCUGGCAUGUCAAUCCCGACGUUAUCGCUCCGUGGAGACUCUUUAUGAUCAUCACGGGUGCGUUGACGUUGGUCGUUGGAGUUUGUUUCUGGUUUUUCAUUCCGGACAAUCCUAUGAAGGCUCGCUUCUUAUCAAAGGAGGAGAAGAUUGUUGCUAUUGAGAGACUCCGGAACCAGAGCACCGGCAUUGAGAACAAGACUUGGAAGAAGGAGCAGUUCUGGGAAGCGAUCACUGACUGGAAACCUUGGGCUGUUGGUGAGCUGCUUGGGCAAAUCACGAUCGAAGCUAACGAGCUCACAGUUCGCGCUGUAUGCUGCUUUGGGCAGCAUAUCGAAUUCUCUCACCAACAUGACCCAGCUUAUUAUUGGUGAGUAGGCAUGCAAGUCUUGUUGCCUGUCUUAUGCUAAUUCCUCAUUUAGAGUCUUUCGGCUUCACGACCCAGCAGACAACCCUCUUGGCUGUUGUCCCCGGCGUGAUUGAAGUCCUGACCAUCUACACCUCCGUUCUCGUCAUUAAGAAGUAUCCGAAUGCCCGUGCUUACGUCGGCGCAUCAUACUCAUUACCCAACAUUCUAUCUGGCGUCCUCCUCAUAGCACUUCCAUGGACCUGUCAUGGCGGAUUACUGUUCGCCAUGUACCUCGGAGGCUGGGGUGUUCCAGGAUUUGUGCUCGCCCUCUCCUGGUGCGCCGCCACCAACACUGGCCAUACCAAGAAGACUACGACCAACGCUAUGCUCCUCAUCGGAUACUGUCUUGGCAAUCUCUUGUCCCCGCAAAUGUGGCUGGCAAAGUAUGCACCCAGAUACUACAUCCCCUGGGGCAUUAUUCUAGCUACGUAUGUCGUCAAUCCGAUCAUCUUGGUUGGGAUUCGGUACUAUUUGAACAAGGAGAAUCAGAGAAGGGAUGCUCUAGGUCACGAGAAGGUGGAGAAGUUUUAUGAUGAGAAUGGGGAUGAGAUUGAUCCUACGUUCUUGGAUGUUACGGAUCGGAAGAAUCUGGCUUUUCGGUAUCCUUUGUAAGGAUCCCUGGAAGUAAAGCUCGGACCACUCGUUGGAUCACAUGCAAGAAGUUCAGCGUGGUCUGUGCGCUGAACCUCACCCGCGCUCAAGCGUGCGCGGUGAAAUUCUAUUGAUAGUUGACCACGGUCUUUCCACACACAACAAUAUCAGCAACCUUCAUUUCGCAACAGCACCAAUUCUGAUACAUUGUGCCUUCGCCAACUUCUACCUGCACACAAGGCAUCUGCGCACACCAACAACCAUGGCAAGCGCGCGUCCCGCCAAGCGACCACGGUGAGCUCCAUCGCGAGGACGUCGACAACGGCCAUGCACUGACCAUCUCACAGCUACAGCAGCAAGAUCGUGAGCGUGCGCGUCGGUGAGGGUGAACUUGCGGAGACCUUCAACAUCCACGAACCGACCUUGAGAGAGAGUUCCAAGUUCUUCGCCGCCGCCCUCGAUAAGCGCUGGAAGGAAGGCCGCUCGCUUAAGGUUGUGCUUCCCGACGAUAAGCCUGAGAUCUUUGCAGGUGAGAAGCUCGCUUUGCAGCGCCGCUUUUGUGCGUUCGAGGCUGUCUUUCUAACAAUUUUUAGAGUACACGGAAUGGCUCUACGAGAAGAAAGUCUCAGCUGAAGUUGCCCUCCAUGAAUCCGCAGAUGACGAGUGCGAUUGUGGCUCACGCUUCGAGAGAUUUGCCAAGAUGUACGUGAUGGGGGAGAAGCUUCAAGACGACGACUUCUGCAACACGGUCAUCGAAGCCAUCGUGAAGCUUACCAGUGGUCUACCUGCGAGCAAGCUCAUAUGUAUGCCUGGCCCGAAAGCAGUAGUCAUCAUAUACGGAGGCACGCCCAGCAACUCCCCGGCGCGGCGCUGCAUGGUGAGCCUGUAUAAGAAAUUCGGGCUUUCGUCGAAUUGGGAUGAGGACAACAACUACCCUUCCGAGUUUCAGGUGGACUUAUUACGGGCGCUGCUCGAUGCGCGCAAGAUCAAUUUCGGCAAGUAUGGUCGAAACAACGUGGAGAAGGCAUGGCUCAAGUAG